Messenger RNA from Caenorhabditis briggsae, 1611 nucleotides. RefSeq names its product Protein CBR-CSK-1 (gene Cbr-csk-1). Lineage: Eukaryota; Metazoa; Nematoda; Chromadorea; Rhabditida; Rhabditidae. Gene Ontology annotation, molecular function: protein tyrosine kinase activity; protein binding; ATP binding. Gene Ontology annotation, biological process: protein phosphorylation. The record is from RefSeq and is a predicted model, not a curated record. The coding region runs from base 1 to 1611 and encodes 536 amino acids. The transcript is spliced from 10 exons.
AUGAACAACGGCAACAGCUACAAUCAUCAUCAUUUUCCGACAAGCAUUCCGAUCUCCUGCUCGUCGCAUUCUAUCCAAUCACAAUCUCGAAUGAACACUUUGAAUGCAAAUCGGGAUCUUCUAUCACCUGGAAAUGAUGUUAUUGUGACUAGGACAGUCUCUCCAUCGUUCUACUCACACGGAAUGCCAUCAAGGGAUAACGUGUUUAGGAAAGAUGAUCAUGUUAGAAUUUUGGGGAAUACAUCGGAUCCAGCAUGGUAUCGAGCAAGGAAUGCAAGUCACGAAGAAGGACUUGUACAUGCCGAUUGUGUUGUUAGAGUAAAUGGUCAGUCAUACGAAAACGGAAUUGUUCGAAUGAGAGCAAGCGGAUGUGAUCCUGGAGCAGCAUCGACCGCUUCAAGCACGUCAUCGCAUCACUCGAGUGUUGCGAAUAAUCAGCCAUGGUUUCAUUCCAUGAUAAGCAGAGAGAAUACAGAAAAACUACUCCGUGGAAAACCCGAUGGUACGUUUCUGGUACGCGAAUCAACGAACUUUCCCGGUGAUUUCACUUUGUGCAUGGCGUACCACGGCAAAGUGGAACACUAUCGCAUCGAACAAACGUCAGGGGGUCAGCUAACUUGCGACAAAGAAGAGUAUUUUUCGAAUUUGACACAGUUGGUCUCGCACUACAAACGAGAUGCUGAUGGAUUGUGUCAUCGACUAGUAACUCCUAUUAUUUGCGAGACAGCUACCUUCUCAUCAAACGGAUCUUCUUCUUUUGGAUCUUCCUCCACGGUUGAUUUAGAAGAUCGAACUUCUGUUUUUCGACACGCCGGUUUAGUAAUUCCAUCGAACGAAAUCGAUGUAGGUGAUACAAUUGGUCAUGGAGAGUUUGGAGACGUCCGACUGGGAACUUAUAAGAAUCGAAAAGUAGCAUUAAAAGUGUCCAAACGACAUGGAAAUGGAAUGCUCGAUUCGUUACUAGAUGAAGCUAAAUUCAUGGUAGGACUAUCCCACCCAAAUCUAGUUACCUUGGUAGGAGUGGUUUUGGAUGAUGUGAACGUCUACAUGAUAACUGAAUACAUGGCAAAUGGAAAUCUGAUCGAUUUGUUGAGAUCCCGGGGAAGGCAUGCAUUGGAAAGGAGGCAGUUAAUGAUGUUUGCGAUAGAUAUAUGUCAAGGAAUGUGUUAUCUAGAAUCGAAACAAAUCGUUCAUAGGGAUCUUGCCGCUCGGAACGUACUUCUGGAUGAAGAUCUAGUGGCCAAAGUGUCAGAUUUUGGAUUGGCGAAGAAGGCGAAUAGUCAAUCUAAUGAUUCAGCAUCCGGAAAGUUCCCGAUUAAAUGGACAGCUCCAGAAGCACUAAGGCAUAGUCAAUUCACUACUAAAUCGGACGUAUGGUCUUUCGGAAUCCUCCUAUGGGAAAUAUUCUCAUUCGGAAGGGUGCCGUAUCCUCGAAUCCCAAUCCAAGACGUCGUGAGGUAUAUUGAAAAGGGUUAUCGAAUGGAAGCUCCAGAAGGGUGUCCACCCGAAGUAUUCAAAGUGAUGAACGAAACAUGGGCAUUAUCAGCGCAGGAUAGACCUUCGUUUGGACAGGUUCUCCAAAAAUUAACAUCAAUACGGAAGACAGUAUGA